This is a messenger RNA of Chionomys nivalis (European snow vole), 2109 nucleotides long. RefSeq names its product decaprenyl diphosphate synthase subunit 2 (gene Pdss2). Bases 275 to 1477 code for a protein of 400 amino acids. Gene Ontology annotation, molecular function: prenyltransferase activity. Gene Ontology annotation, biological process: ubiquinone biosynthetic process; isoprenoid biosynthetic process. Lineage: Eukaryota; Metazoa; Chordata; Mammalia; Rodentia; Cricetidae. The record is from RefSeq and is a predicted model, not a curated record. Gene Ontology annotation, cellular component: mitochondrion; transferase complex. The transcript is spliced from 8 exons.
UCCAUGCCUCCAAUAUGGUGUUCCCCGUGUAGCCUGUGACAGUAGCUUUACCACAGGUGGCCAGUGUAGUUUUUGGACUGCGGCUGCGGUCCCGCCAGGUUGGUUUGCAGAAGCAGCAAACUUUAGUUCCGGUUACGACUCCGGAAAGCCACAUUUCUCCGAGAGUCUGGAAUCGCCGUUGAGUUUUAGAAUCUGAAAGUUCCUCCUCAGCCCUUGUUUCCUGUGCCAUCUCUGGACACCUUCCCCAGGUCCCUGACCCUCUCAGAUUCACACUAUGAGCCUUCGGAAGCUGCUGUUGCGCCUGUCCGGUUAUCUCGGGGCGGCUGGUCCCCCACGUCGCCAGUGGUGGUGCUCCGGGGCCCCCGACACCAUCUCAGUAGUCUCCUGGCGUGCUCACUCCUCCAGGUCUCCAGCCCAUUGGAACCAGGUGGUGUCAGAGGCAGAAAAGAUCGUGGGCUACCCCGCUUCUUUCAUGAGCCUGCGCUGCCUGCUGAGUGACGAGCUCAGCAACAUCGCCAUGCAGGUGCGGAAACUGGUGGGAACUCAGCACCCUCUGCUUACCACUGCCAGGGGCCUUGUGCACGACAGCCGGCAUAACCUCCAGCUGAGGGGCCUGGUGGUACUGCUCAUCUCCAAAGCAGCAGGGCCCAGCACGGAGAACUCCUCAAGCCAGAACUACGACAUGGUCAGUGGGAUAUACUCGUGUCAAAGAAGUUUGGCAGAGAUCACAGAACUUAUACACACUGCUCUCCUCGUGCACCGUGGGAUAGUAAAUUUAAGUGAAUUACAGUCUUCUGAUGGACCACUAAAAGACAUGCAGUUUGGAAACAAAAUAGCUAUCCUGAGUGGAGACUUUCUUCUAGCAAAUGCCUGCAAUGGACUAGCUCUUCUACAGAACACCAAGGUUGUGGAACUUCUAGCAAGUGCCCUUAAGGACCUGGUGCAAGGAGUAUACCAGGAAAAUUCUGCUUUGGCCAAGGAACACUCUAUCACAGAUGAUAUUGGUAUGUCGACUUGGAAGGAGCAGACUUUUCUGUCCCAUUGUGCCUUGCUAGCGAAGAGCUGCCAGGCUGCAAUGGAAUUGGCAAAGCACGGUGCUGAGGUCCAGGACAUGGCAUUUCAGUAUGGGAAGCACAUGGCCAUGAGUCACAAGAUAAAUUCUGACCUCCAGCCUUUUAUUAAAGACAAGACCAGUGACUCCAAGACUUUUGACCUAAACUCAGCACCUGUAGUCUUACAUCAGGAGUUUCUUGGAAGAGAUUUGUGGAUUAAGCAGAUUGGUGAGGCUCAAGAAAAAGGAAGAUUAAACUACACCAAGUUGCGAGAAACAAUCAAAGCUGGCAAAGGUGUGACUUCAGCUAUUGACCUGUGUCGUUACCAUGGAAACAAGGCACUGGAGGCCCUGGAGAGCUUUCCUCCCUCAGAGGCCAGAUCGGCUUUAGAAAACAUUGUGUUUGCUGUGACCAGAUUUUCAUGACACCACAUUAAAGAGACACUAUUGUUCCUUAGCUGAAAAAUCCAGAGAACAGGGUGGAGAGGAGAGCUUUUGAGAUGAAAUAACUAAUAUGUUAAUGAUUUUUAAAAUGUAUGUAUUGUUCUUUUACCCCGUUGCUUAAUGAAUCUAUCUUUUUGGAACCACUACAAACAAAACGAGAAGGAAAAAAGGUCACCCAGUUUUCACUUGUCACGCCAAAGCACACUUGAGGCUGCAGCAACAGAAAUAAUUAAUGAGACCCACUCCUGUGACCUCAGCAAAUGGACAGGAAAUAAGUCCUUAUUGAUUGGACCACGCCAGGGAUGGCGCCAGGCCGAUGGCUGUGGUUUUCCUUCUGAAGAAGACAGAGCAAGCUGGAAGCUGCAGGUGUCAAGAGAAACACUGGGUACCAGCCAGCGUGGACACAUCAAAACCUGAUGACCCAUCCGUUGUAGAGGAGACUCGUUCUUCUAUGAGUUAAGAAAAAUGGGCUUUGCUUGCUUUCUCAGAAUCAUGUCUGUGUGGCUAUAUCAUGAGAGGCCUGUGCAUCUCAGUUUUUAUCAUAUUUGGGAGAGGUGGGGAAAAUGUUCUGAAGUUGCCAAAUUCUUGAAGUUGGAAAUUAAAGUUUUACCAGG